This is a messenger RNA of Helianthus annuus (common sunflower), 3063 nucleotides long. RefSeq names its product protein SPA1-RELATED 2. Gene Ontology annotation, biological process: protein phosphorylation; photomorphogenesis. The record is from RefSeq and is a predicted model, not a curated record. Gene Ontology annotation, molecular function: protein kinase activity; ATP binding; protein binding. NCBI's taxonomy places the organism in Eukaryota, Viridiplantae, Streptophyta, Magnoliopsida, Asterales, Asteraceae. The coding region runs from base 300 to 2807 and encodes 835 amino acids. The transcript has 9 exons.
ACGCAAAAGACGCGAAAAAUUGGCCAGAAUAAAACAUAUGUUGCUCUAAAAAUUUUUCUCUCAACAAGCAAAGCAAUCCAGUGGCUUAGUAAUAUUCUAUCUAGGGUUUACAAAUAUGCUCUGUUGUAUACCUGUUUUCUCCGUUUAAUUCACCGAAUUCGUGUUCGAUUUCUUCAUUCGCGACGAUUGAGAGGGCGUUUGCUUGUGUUGAUGCUGACUGUACAAACUACAAAGCUUAACAUUGGUAGAUUGGACUCGAGGUAGAAAUCAAUGUUUCGUUUCAGGAUCUGAGUGAAGUGAUGGAUAGUGAAGUGAAUGCCAUAAACGAUAUUAAUAUUCAAGAUACGAAAUCUGGCCAAUACACAAAUGUUUCCGAUAACAAAAACAACGAUCGGGUUGAUACAUCAAGCCGUGCAUGUACCAGCCCUCGUUGUACCGAUAAUCCUAAGGUUUCAGUCGAAGAAUUAACCAUAACAAAUCUCAGUAGCGGGAAAUCAGAAAUAAUCAAUGCAUCAAACACGAUAGACGGAAUUAAAACCACCAGUACACCAAACCCUAGAGUUUGGCAAGAUUCAGAUUCUAACAUUUUCUCAGAAUUUCUAGAGAAAAAACAAGAAAUCGUAAGUCAAAUACAAAACGAGACAGCUAACAAUUCCCCACAGGAUGAACAGCAAUCAUCUCAUGGAGGUAUUCGAACAAAGAUUCUUUCAAAAUCUGGUUUCUCUGAGUUUUUUGUGAAGAACACACUAAAGGGCAAAGGAGUCAUUUUCAAAGGUCCAGCUCGAGACAGAGCCGGUGUUCAUAUUCGUGGUCAAAGUGAUACCAUUGUGAAUAAACUGUCAUCUAUUGUUGACAACAAUAAUAAUAUGAGUUUAAGAGAAUGGUUGACAACUCGCAGGAAUAAACUCGAUAAAUCUAAAAGCCUGUUUAUAUUUAAACAAAUAGUAGAUUUUGUAGAUUCAUCACAUUCUCGAGGUGUGGUCUUGCAAGCCUUAAGACCAUCGUGCUUUAAGUUGUCACCUUCAAACCAUGUUUUAUACCUCGGUGACAAGGAACUCACGGAAACCAACAAAAAGCGAAGACUUGAGGACAACCGUAAUUCAUCUGCCAGGUGGCUACAGUUCCCAAAUCGGGUAUCUGGUCACGGAUUAAACGAAGAGAAUGUCGGUAUUGACGGUGAUUUAUUAGAAGCACAAUGGUAUGCGUGUCCCGAGGAAGUUAGAGAGAGAUGUUCUACAUUGUCUUCAAAUAUAUACUCUUUAGGAGUUCUUCUAUUCGAGCUUCUUGGAUCGUUUGAAUCGGGUAGAGAACAUGUGGCUGCGAUGAUGAAUUUACGUCAAAGGAUUCUUCCACCUCGUUUCCUUUCUGAAAAUCCUAAGGAAGCUGGAUAUUGUUUCUGGUUGCUUCAUCCUGAGGCUUCCGCACGACCAACAACUAGAGAUAUCUUAAAAUCCGAACUUGUAAGUGGAAUAGAAGAAACGUCAACAGCCGAAUUACUCUCUUCCAUUGUUCAAGAGGAUUCCGAAUCAGAAUUGUUAUUACAUUUUCUCGCAUCAUUAAAAGAGCAAAAGCAGAAAUGCGCCACCAAAUUGGUUGAAGACAUUAACUGUAUAGAAUAUGACAUCUCAGAGAUUGAAUCACGUCGUGCAGAUAGUUCAACGUUUGAGACAAACGUAACAUCAUCAAGUAUGAUAAAAACCAAUUUAAUUCAUCUUGAAAACGCUUACUUCUCGGUGAGAUCCGGCAUCAAUGUUUCUAAAAAUGAUACAACGGGAAUUUCUGAUCGGCUUGGGGAAUUUUAUAACGGUUUUUGCAAAUUUGCUCGGUUUAGCAAGUUUGAAGUUUCUGGUAAUAUAAGGAACGGUGAUUUUAGUAGUUCUGCAAAUGUUAUAUGUUCUCUUGGCUUUGAUCGGGACGAGGAUUAUUUUGCAACUGCUGGAGUGUCGAAGAAGAUUAAAGUAUAUGAUUUUCAUAUGUUAUUGGAUGAUUCGGUUGACAUUCAUUAUCCUGCUGUUGAGAUGUCGAAUAAAUCGAAGCUUAGUUGCAUUUGUUGGAAUAGUUAUAUCAAGAAUUAUCUUGCUUCUACGGACUAUGAUGGCGCGGUGAAGUUAUGGGAUGUAGGAAGUGGUCAAGCAGUUUCUCAUCAUACCGAGCAUGAACGGAGGGCAUGGUCGAUUGACUUUUCUCAUGGGGACCCCACAAAAUUUGCCAGUGGAAGUGAUGACUGCUAUGUCAAACUUUGGAGCAUUAAUGAGAAGAAGAGCAUAUCGACAAUAAAAAACAUUGCAAAUGUUUGCUGUGUUCAGUUUUCUCCGUACUCUGCUCAUUUACUGUGUUUUGGGUCAGCCAAUUAUCAGACGUAUUGUUAUGAUCUUAGAAACGUUUCAAGUCCGUUGUGUAUAUUGACUGGCCAUGACAGAGCUGUUAGUUACGUGAAGUUUUUGGAUUCCGAAACCUUAGUCUCUGCAUCCACUGAUAACACAUUAAAGCUUUGGGAUCUCAAGAAAACCGCCAAUGGUUGUGCCUUAACGUUUAGAGGACACACAAACGAGAAGAAUUUCGUCGGUUUAUCUGUUGCUGACGGGUACAUUGCUUGCGGUUCGGAAACAAACGAGGUGUUUGCUUAUUAUAGAUCACUGCCCAUGCCGAUCACAUCCCACAAAUUUGGCUCGUUAGAUCCCGUUUCUGGCAAAGAAACCGACCAUGGAAACAACCAGUUUGUUUCAAGUGUGUGCUGGCGUCAGAAGUCAGAUAUGGUGGUUGCCGCCAACUCCAGUGGCUGCUUGAAGUUAUUGCAGAUGGUGUGAGCCAUUUGGGUACCCCAAGUGUAUAUAGUGCGCUGAAAAUAAAGCAAACAUCCGGUUCCGAUAGAUGCGCCUUUAGGCUGAUCCAAUCGUCUGUUUUUGAGACGAGGUCGAGAAUUUUGCAGCUUUUCGUUGGAAACUAUAGAGUGGUUAUAGUGCAGUCCUUUCGUAAGGAGUUUUGCAAGUUAAGUAUACAUAGAUAAGUAUACCUAGAUAGUUUUUAACUGGAAGAAAAAGGUUAUGUUUUUUGCUUUUGAUG